Molecule: messenger RNA, 1178 nt
Organism: Stylophora pistillata
Lineage: Eukaryota; Metazoa; Cnidaria; Anthozoa; Scleractinia; Pocilloporidae
Product: transmembrane protein 101
Biological process (GO): positive regulation of canonical NF-kappaB signal transduction
Source: RefSeq, a predicted model, not a curated record
CGCUGGUAAUUCGUGGGCUCCACGUUUGACUUGAAUGAAAUGGCGAAACAGCUUUGAAGUUUCUCUUCCAGUUAUAUAUGUCUACCUACAAGUAACUCCACUAUGGCCGUGUUAGAUAGAGUUCUUCGUGUAUUAGACGCCUUAGGCCUCUUUAUUGUCACUCGCUUUCCAUUCAUAGAGUUGUUUAUCCUUUUGAUGUCCACCGGAGAGGAGGCUGAAAAUUUGCCAGGGGCGCGCACGUUGACCUUCAAAGACACUUUACGGCGGGAAUACUUGCUUGUGUACAUCAACGCUUUGAUUUUCUUUGUUUGUGGAACAGGCAUGACUCUGGAUUUGAAGAGGAGGAAAUGUGGCCUGGCUGCUGCUUUACAUGUAGUAAUAUACACAGGGGUAACUCUCUAUCAACUCAAAAAAUCUUCAGAAUAUUUGAUCGUCAGAAUGGCAGCCAGAUCUGCUGCAGUAUGUGGAGGUUACCUAUUUGUUGCUGCUGGCCUCACAGACAGUCAGAGAGGCCAGGCCAAGGUGUUUCAAGCUCUCCAAGUCUCUCGGCAAAUCCUCGCAUUUUAUCUCUUCUGCAGUGCUUACAUGGUGUGGGCAAGUGAGGAAGAUCGUCUAGCACACAUUAAGAAUAUUCCUGGUGGUCAGUUCAUGAUCGUCAUUGUUAUUGCACUGUAUGUAAUUCCCGCACUUUGCAUCUAUGCAGGGUACGAAGCAGGUUAUUUUGCACGCAUUGUAGUAUGGCACUUGGUAGUUGUGUCAGCUUUAGUGGAUUUUAACACAAAGUACUGGCGCAGAAGCUCAAGUCAUGUUGCAUUUUGGGUUCAAAUUCAACAUGCUGCAAGGAACCUGGCUGUUAUAGGAUCACUACUUCUCUUAGGAAGGAAGAGGUAUUGGUGAGGAUUGAAUUGUGGGAAAAGUAUGGCAAGAACAUGAUAUAGAACUUCAUGUCAUGAAAUUCUGUGCCAUUGCUGCAAUACAAGAGCCCUGUUUCUGAACACUCAGAAUUAUUCAAUUUGUCACAGUUGGAAAAGAGGGCAUACAAAAACCAACAAUGAAAUGUUAUUUAUCCUAGCAAUUAAAGUGUGGGUAUUGAAAAAGAAUGAAUACAGAAACUUUGUUUCUGCACUCAGAGUGGGGUAUCAAGGGUACUGCAAUAAAGUGGAAUACUAAGGAACAUG